AUGAGCAUUGUAUACAUACCAGCACUAACAAGAAAUAGUCUGACCACAUUUGAGGAGACUCUUCCCUCUCCUUUAUAUGCAAGAGUGUCAGAGAAUGAAUGGAAAGAAAUAACUGUCUGUUUGAACCAAUAUCUUUUCAAAAGAAGAGACAAACUUCUGUUCAAAGUACUGGCUCCUGUUUUAAUUGGAAAUAUUUUAAGAAGUAUAACGAAUGCGUAUGUAGACAAGCAGGUGCAGAAGUAUUUAGCCAAAAAGAACCUUAUUCUAAGCCACCGCGGAAUACACAUUCACCACCCAAAAGACAGGCAAUAUUCUGGAAUUGAUGUGUCUAUCUACAGCAGUGCCUCAUUCCCUAUUAAUAUACAAUAA
Nematocida parisii ERTm1 is the source of this 369-nucleotide messenger RNA. RefSeq lists its product as uncharacterized. The transcript has a single exon. The record is from RefSeq and is a predicted model, not a curated record. NCBI's taxonomy places the organism in Eukaryota, Fungi, Microsporidia. The coding region runs from base 1 to 369 and encodes 122 amino acids.